CUUUCAUUCUUAUCAUCUUAACGCUGGACGUUAACAAAUCACAUUCAUCAUCAUCAUGAAGUUUACUUUAUUUGCUAUUUUAUCCUUUGGUUCCUUGUUGAUUCAAGGUGCUCCUAUUCUUAACAAACGUACAUCUGGAAGUGCUACCUUUUAUGAAGUUGGACUUGGAUCUUGUGGUAAAACUAAUUCUGACAGUGAAAUGGUGGCUGCGUUAAGUGCAGAUAUUAUGAGUAAAAGUAAAUGUGGAAAAUCAGUGAAUAUCAAGUCAUCAAAAGGCUCUGUUACCGUCAAAGUGGUUGAUACUUGCCCUGGUUGUGGUGCUACUGAUAUCGAUCUUAGUCCAAGUGCUUUUAAAAAGUUAGGAUCAUUAAGUCAAGGUCGGAUUCCUGUCACUUGGUCUAUAAAUUAAUUAUCGUUGAUAUUAUAUACAAUCACUCAACACAUACACAUACAUACAUAGAUUAGAGAGAUAUUGUAUAUAGUCAUUCCAUUCCAUUCCAUUCAUUUCUAUUUUCUAUUUUUUUUUUUUUUGUUGAAUGUUUCUUAAUAAUGAUCAUCAUUAGUAUUUAUUCGCUUGAUGCGAUUGUAUAGAAAUAAUAGUAAUAAAUAAAAAAAACAAAAGAAAAGUCAUUUGCUUUAUCCUAUUAUUUUAGUUACCAUUUUUGAAUGGUU
Messenger RNA from Halteromyces radiatus, 672 nucleotides. RefSeq names its product RlpA-like double-psi beta-barrel-protein domain-containing protein-containing protein. The record is from RefSeq and is a predicted model, not a curated record. NCBI's taxonomy places the organism in Eukaryota, Fungi, Mucoromycota, Mucoromycetes, Mucorales, Cunninghamellaceae. Bases 56 to 409 code for a protein of 117 amino acids. The transcript has a single exon.